AUGUCGGGGCAGGUCGGAACACCCCCAGUGAACUCCACGGGAACGGUCCUCUCCAGGGAUGGGUGUGGGCCGGUUCAGACUCGGAAGUCUGGGCGAAACGAAGCCCGGUUUGCUGUUCGCGCUCAGGACGGACGGACCGAUCACGUGCUCAGUCUCUGCUUCAUGGUUCAUCUGCCCCUGGCGCCCGCCCACUUGGGCGCCUCCCCUGAAGCCGAGAGCCGAAAGGGUGAAACGGCGGACUUUAAGACCCAGCAGCACGCCGGGUGGAUUGACCGCAGGGAAAAGUCCGGGGAAAGGACCGCCCGCGGUCCGCAUGCGCGUCGGGGCCUUUCCCACGGGGGCCGCUCCGGGGUUCAUCCUCAUCCUCUCAUACACGCUGCCUCAUUUCACACCAGCUCUGCGGCCUCUGCCAAAGAGGAUUAUUACCAGGUUCUGGGAGUGCCUCGAACUGCAAGCCAGAAGGAGAUCAAGAAGGCCUAUUACCAGCUUGCCAAGAAGUACCACCCAGAUACCAACAAGGAGGACCCGAAGGCAAAGGAGAAGUUCUCCCAGCUGGCGGAGGCCUACGAGGUCCUGAGCGACGAGGUGAAGCGGAAGCAGUACGACACCUACGGCACGGCCGGCUUCGACCCUGGCUCUGCGGGGGCCGGGCAUCAGUACUGGGGGAGGGGGCCCACCGUGGACCCCGAAGAGCUCUUCCGGAAGAUCUUUGGGGAGUUUUCCGGGUCCCCCUUUGGAGACUUCCACACGGUCUUUGACCAGCCGCAGGAGUACAUCAUGGAGCUGACGUUCACGCAGGCGGCCAAGGGCGUGAACAAGGAGAUGGUGGUGAACAUCAGCGACGCCUGCCAGCGCUGUGACGGCCAAGGCCACGAGCCGGGCACCAAAGUGCAGCACUGCCACUACUGCAACGGCACCGGCAUGGAGACGAUCAACACCGGCCCCUUUGUGAUGCGCUCGACAUGCCGGAGGUGUGGGGGGCGGGGCUCCGUCAUGACGACCCCCUGCGGGUUAUGCCGAGGCACCGGACAGACCAAGCAGAAGAAGUCGGUGAUGGUCCCGGUCCCAGCAGGUGUGGAGGACGGACAGACGGUUCGAAUGCCUGUGGGGAAGAAGGAAAUCUUCAUCACCUUCCGGGUCCAGAAGAGCCCCGUGUUCCGGAGAGACGGCGCAGACAUCCAUUCGGACCUCUUCAUCUCGGUGGCGCAGGCGGUCUUGGGGGGGACGGCCCGGGCCCCGGGUCUGUACGAGACCAUCAGCAUCACCAUACCCGCUGGGAUCCAGUCCGACCAGAAGAUCCGGAUGAGCGGGAAGGGCAUCUCAAGGGUGAACAGCUACGGUUACGGAGACCACUACAUCCAUAUAAAGAUCAGGAUUCCCAAGAGACUGACGGACCGCCAGCGAGCCUUAAUGCUGAGCUACGCGGAGGACGAGACGGAGGUGGAAGGGACGGUGAACGGGAUCACCAACACCAGCACUGGUGGCUGGGGCGCGGCUAGAGCGGGGGAGAGGCCGGAGGCGGGGGGCGCCCGAGAGGAGGAGGAGGAGGAGGGGUUCCUAGCUAAACUUAAGAAACUGUUUCGCUCCUGACUCGCCCCGCCCCCCGAGGGAAACGUUCUGCCGGAAACUAGACCGAGAUGGCAGCUGCCCGGGAGCCGGAGGAGGAAGGAGUCCAGAACCUCGCC
Molecule: messenger RNA, 1685 nt
Organism: Gekko japonicus
Lineage: Eukaryota; Metazoa; Chordata; Lepidosauria; Squamata; Gekkonidae
Gene: DNAJA3
Product: DnaJ heat shock protein family (Hsp40) member A3
Exons: 14
Coding region: 1-1590 (529 amino acids)
Biological process (GO): negative regulation of apoptotic process; response to heat; protein folding
Cellular component (GO): mitochondrion
Molecular function (GO): protein kinase binding; ATP binding; heat shock protein binding
Source: RefSeq, a predicted model, not a curated record